Penicillium hordei is the source of this 369-nucleotide messenger RNA. RefSeq lists its product as uncharacterized. The transcript is spliced from 2 exons. Lineage: Eukaryota; Fungi; Ascomycota; Eurotiomycetes; Eurotiales; Aspergillaceae. The record is from RefSeq and is a predicted model, not a curated record. The coding region runs from base 1 to 369 and encodes 122 amino acids.
AUGGCGCAGUCGGCUGAAUUUAUCUUGUUGCUCCUGCGCAACCUACCUGAUAACCGGUAUUCAAUUGGUGCUUAUUCCCGGCGCAGCGCCCACCGAGACGCUCUCACCUUAGAUUGUCCAUUUCCUCCAAGCCGAACACGUCUAAAUUGUCACAAAGCCGCCCCGAUGACCGCCGAACCGAACGCCCCAGGUCAUAACAAACAAUACUAUAAGGAGGAAGAACAACUUCUGAUUGUCCUCAAGCAGCUAGGUGGACUUUCAUGGUCAGAAAUUGCACUCAGAUUCAACGAAAGUGUCCCGGAAGACCGACACAGAACUGCAUCGGCCCUAGAGAAUAAGUGGCGACAGAUACAAAAGACCCACCAGUAA